GAGAUUUCCCCUUCUCAACAGCACGAGUUCGAUCUUAUCAUCAAUAGUGAUCACUACCAAAUGGGCAGUACAGUCUGCCUCACCAUUUCCAAUACGUUUGCCACAAGGAUAGGAAUCAUUCCUCGUUUUGACUCGCCAAAACUCAAUUCUAGAAGCUCACUCUCGUUUCUAUCGUUCUCUGCCCACAAUUUCGUUUCCCUCAAGCACUCUUCGCCCAUGGACACUUCUUUCCAAGUUAAAGCUUCUUCUUCCGCUACUGAUGCAACGACUGAGGGGUUGGAUGCUUCUUCGGGUGUGGCUAUUGGGGCAAAUGACUUGCUGAUCGUCGGACCGGGGGUGCUCGGGCGUUUAGUCGCUGAAAAAUGGCGAGAGGAACACCCAGGUAGUCAAAUUUUUGGGCAAACCAUUACCACUGAUCAUCAUGAUGAACUGAUCCAAAUGGGAAUCAAACCAUCUUUGAAAGAAAACAAGCUUUCUGAUAAGUUCCCUUAUGUUAUCUUCUGUGCUCCUCCAUCACGAACUGAAGAUUAUCCUGCUGAUGUCAAGGAGGCUGCAUUGAAAUGGAAUGGCGAAGGUUCUUUUCUGUUCACCUCAAGCUCUGCACCGUAUGAUUGCUUUGACAAUGGGCCAUGCAAUGAGGAUUCCCCAGAUGUGCCAAUAGGGAGAAGCCCUAGGACUGAUGUUCUUCUAAAGGCAGAGAAAGCUGUGCUAGAAUUUGGUGGCUCUGUUGUUAGAUUGGCUGGACUUUACAAAGCCGAUAGAGGCGCACAUACCUUUUGGUUAAGCAAAGGAACUUCGGAGAUUCGUCCAGAUCACAUCCUCAAUCUUAUACACUAUGAGGAUGCAGCUUCACUAGCUAUUGUCAUCUUGAAAAAGAAACUUCAUGGUCGGAUCUUUUUGGGGUGUGACAACCACCCUUUGUCCAGGCAAGAAUUGAUGGACCUGGUCAAUAAAAGUGGGAAGUAUAGCCAGAAGUUUAAGGGCUUCACAGGAACUAGUGAUCCACUAGGCAAGAAAUUAAACAACUCAAAUACGCGUACAGAACUAGGAUGGGAGCCUAAAUAUCCUAGCUUUGCUCAAUUCCUCGGGGUUUCAGAGUAAUCUGUUACCAUUACUAUGGGUUUGUGAUUUGUCAAGGGAGAGCAAACAGAUUCCCUACAUAGAGCAAAUAAACUUUAGUAGUGUUUCAUUUUUCACUUAGUUGCCUUUAUAGUCUAUACAUUAUUUCUACCAUACAUGCAAGGCUGGCUCAGACACAUUCAGUUACAAAAGCGGCGCAUUAAUUGCUGUGUGGUGUAAUUGAUACGCUACAAGUUUUGCAUGUUUGGUUGCAACAGCGAAACCUGAUUAACUUUGCUAUCGCAUGUCUUGUAUGUAGACGAUUGAUUUAACUGAUAAUGCUAGCUGUUCACCUCUGUGAUGCGUUGAUCACAGCUGACCUUGACAUCAUACUUGUAGUUUUUGUAUAUUAACUGCCAGAUCAUAUUGUCUGUUCA
Messenger RNA from Ipomoea triloba (trilobed morning glory), 1496 nucleotides. RefSeq lists its product as uncharacterized. Bases 61 to 1101 code for a protein of 346 amino acids. The transcript has 9 exons. NCBI's taxonomy places the organism in Eukaryota, Viridiplantae, Streptophyta, Magnoliopsida, Solanales, Convolvulaceae. The record is from RefSeq and is a predicted model, not a curated record.